GCCCAUGCCAGUGAUACAAUUAACUCUAAACAUUCACUAGAACGAUGAUGCACACCGUUAAAAAUCUCGUGAAGAAUGACCAAAAAAAAUGGUGACACACAUAAGCUCGUCUACUCUACCAAAAAAUGAGGUUCGGAUCUCGAAGACUGGACGGCUCAACAACUAUGUUGCCUAUGGUUUGAAGCUUUUUCAUCAGGAAAGCACCACUGAGGUGGUGCUCAAAGCUAUGGGCUGUGCUAUCCCCAAUGCCAUGGCCACUAUGAAAUUGAUCUGCCGAUUGAUCAAGGCUGUUCCCCAGGUCACAAUUACCAUUGCUUGCCCGAUCUCUUUCAUAGCCUCUGCCUCUUCUGACGGGACGCGUCAUCGCCGGAAUAAAUGGCGAAGUCGAAGUCAGCAGUGUCAAGGUCAGCCCUCUCCUGUUGGUCCUCCUCGUCGGCAUGGGCACUAUCAAAGGAAGAAGCAAUCACCCCCAAUCUGGCGUAAGGUGGAACCGAUGAUUACGGAAUUGUCAAUGGCAACCGUUGAUGAUGAGCACCGUGACGUGAUCGAUGACAGCGGUCUGCAGCCGUUGACCCGUGAGACUGUUAGGCGGUGCGAGGUGAACCAGGAAGCACACGUGGAGGAUGGCAGGCCUCCUCAUGUUGUUCAGUGUCUCGUAGUUGACCCAAUUCCAAGUUUCAGCCCAUCUCUGCCUUUUGGACUUAUGCCAGCUCAAAAAGUCCCCCAUCAAACCAUGGAUGGACCAGUAAUCCAAAUUUCUUCCCUUCACGAGCCUAAUACGGCAGUCGAAAGUAAACUCUCCUUCGAACCAAGGCAAAGACGAUCAAAAGAAGCAAAGUAUCACCUCUCAAUCGGAGUCCCUAAUUUGUCCACAAAUGGCUCAUCUCCUAGGUCCUCUGUAAAGAAACCAAAGGUCGGUGGAGGUGGGGAUGAUUUUGAUUUGGCGCAUUUUUCUGAUGAAGGACUCAAUUUGAGUAUCAGAAUCGGUAGGGGAUUGCAGAAAUGUGAUGCGAAUGAGGAAGGUUUUGCGGUGGUUGAACCAAAUCAACCACCCGGGUCGCCAUGA
This is a messenger RNA of Oldenlandia corymbosa var. corymbosa, 1066 nucleotides long. NCBI's taxonomy places the organism in Eukaryota, Viridiplantae, Streptophyta, Magnoliopsida, Gentianales, Rubiaceae. The record is from the annotation of a GenBank genome assembly.